Molecule: messenger RNA, 902 nt
Organism: Armigeres subalbatus
Lineage: Eukaryota; Metazoa; Arthropoda; Insecta; Diptera; Culicidae
Exons: 3
Coding region: 1-876 (291 amino acids)
Molecular function (GO): protein dimerization activity
Source: RefSeq, a predicted model, not a curated record
AUGAUUCUCAACUUUUACGAGCACGAGGAGUUUUAUAAAGAACUGGGAAAUCAGUUCAAAGAACUAGAUCUGUCGGAGUACUGGAGCUUCAUUCACGACUAUAAAAAUGCGUUCGAAUCCAGUUCGAAUCGCCACCAACGUGUUGCAAGAAAACAUGUGUCUCUGGGCGAUUUUUAUAUCCACUGGCUUCGCUGCAUGAUGAUGGUUAAACAACAAGCUACGAAUAACCUGGCGAAGUCUUUAGCAGCUUCGUUACAAACCAGACUGCAGCAACUGAAGCAAAAUUCGGUUUUCAAAGCGGCAUUGUUGACGGAUCCAAGAUUCAAUUAUAUAUCAUCAUCUGUUCUAAGUCCGGAUGAAAAGGAGGAAACCAGAAAAUUCAUCGUUGCUACAUCGGAAAGGAUCAAGUCAUUUGACAACACACAACCACAACGGGCAAACAACGCCGAUGAUAAAAACACGUCUACGUCCAAUUUGGAUGAUUUUAUGACGAGUUUGUUUGGAGGUUCCCUUCCAGCAACAUCACAAUCAACAAUAGAAAACAUAUUUGAAAAGCAAAUUAAUGCUCUAGAUUUGGAAACGCAUCAAAACUAUAAGUAUAACACUUGGAAACAUUGGCUUGGUCGUAAAGAGACCCAUCCCGAGCUAUCAGCGGUGGCUCUCGCAAUUAUGGCUGUUCCGGCAACACAGGUAUCUGUGGAGCGAGCUUUCAGCGCUUUGGCACUGGUAUUAUCGCCAGCGAGAACAAAAUUAUCGGCUCAAAAUUUGGAAAGCAUUCUUUUAAUUAAAUUGAAUGAAGGAUUGUUGUCCACAACAAUUGCCAAUCUGUACGAUUGGAAAGAUUUCAAAGGUUUAAGCGCCUUAGUUGAAGGAUGAAGAUUUUGUAACGAACUGGUUUUGGA